AUGGAGUUGCCUAGGCGAGUCAAAUACCGUAAAGCCGUAAAGGCGGGGGAAGCAUUAAUUAGUUUUGGCAUUCUUCCCGGCCGUGAGCUGUGCACCUCCGGAGGGAGUAGGCGGCUGGGGGAACGGCCAGUGCGGCCAGCCGGCGGGAAUGGGUGGGUGGGGCCACGGGAACCCUGGGCGGGGAUGGAAGUAAGGGAAGGGGCGGGGAUGGAAGUAAGGGAAGGGGCGGGGAUGGAGGAAAGGGAAGGGGCGGGGAUGGGGAUGGAUGCCCCAAAACCACUCGGGUUCUACAGCUUCGGGAUUGACAGUGCUCUCCUGACCUCCUGCUCGAGGCUCACGGCGAGGGAAAGGAGGCACGACAAGCCUAGGAAGAGGAAGAACACAAGGGAUGAGUACUUCGCCAUAUAUGCCUAUUCUAAUUCUAUUUUUGGCAUCCUUCCCGGCCGUGACCUGUGCACCUCCGGAGGGAGUAGGCGGCUGGGGGAACGGCCAGUGCGGCCAGCCGGCAGGAAUGGGUGGGUGGGGCCACGGGAACCCUGGGCGGGGAUGGAAGUAAGGGAAGGGGCGGGGAUGGAAGUAAGGGAAGGGGCGGGGAUGGAGGAAAGGGAAGGGGCGGGGAUGGGGAUGGAUGCCCCAAAACCACUCGGGUUCUACAGCUUCGGGAUUGACAGUGCUCUCGUAGCUGACCUCCUGCUCGAGGCUCACGGCGAGGGAAAGGAGGCACGACAAGCCUAG
This is a messenger RNA of Striga asiatica, 735 nucleotides long. The record is from the annotation of a GenBank genome assembly. NCBI's taxonomy places the organism in Eukaryota, Viridiplantae, Streptophyta, Magnoliopsida, Lamiales, Orobanchaceae.